Messenger RNA from Annulohypoxylon maeteangense, 1633 nucleotides. RefSeq lists its product as uncharacterized. NCBI's taxonomy places the organism in Eukaryota, Fungi, Ascomycota, Sordariomycetes, Xylariales, Hypoxylaceae. The record is from RefSeq and is a predicted model, not a curated record. Gene Ontology annotation, molecular function: ubiquitin conjugating enzyme binding; ubiquitin binding. The transcript has 4 exons. Gene Ontology annotation, biological process: ubiquitin-dependent protein catabolic process. Bases 214 to 1485 code for a protein of 423 amino acids. Gene Ontology annotation, cellular component: cytoplasm.
GUUCUAGGUAUGGGUUGCAUAAGUUAGAGUUAUAUCACUGUCACUUGCAAUAAAUCUCCUGUUUUAUAAUUUAAGCUGGGCCUCAGCAGGCAAACGACGAUUCAUCACCAAUCGUAACCGUAGCAAUAAUCUUGCUAUUCUCCAUAACGUUGAUUGUUCAUUUUCUAUUGUAUUGCAUAACUUCCUGAGCUUUUUCUCUUAUAUUUAAUCAAGAUGUCAGCUCCGACUGAUACCAACAAGGCCAAUCCAUCUGCGACCGUACCCGAGUCUCCUACCACCGUGCGCCCGUUCGAGAUGGAUGACGAUGAUAUUCAAGAGACAGUCCCUCUCGGUGAAGACAAUGCCCACCCUACGACUGCGACAUCGACUACUACCAACCCAACUGCAGCUACCGAGCAAGCCGCGCCCCCGAAGCCCCCUCGGCCACUUACCGAACAACAGAAGAAUGAGCAGAUUCUCAAGGAAGCUUUCCCUGACAUCGAUCUUGUGGUCAUUAAGGCUGUAUUGAAUGCGAGUGGCGGUCAAAUUGAUCCGGCUUUUAACGCUCUGCUAGGUAUGAGCGAUCCUGAUGCCGUCCAGAAUGAACCCGAACAAGAUGCUCCCCCUCCACCUCAACCCCCGCGACCAACUGGGCCUAGAAGUCCCAUGUCGCAGAUGGAGGCGGACGAGCUCUACGCCCGCCAACUAGCUCAGCACUACGAUAGCGUCGGUGCCUACGAAUCGAGAACACAGAACAGGGGCCCUGGUGGCCAGUUCCCGCGACAGGCAACCGGUCUGAAGCCUAACGAGAUGUACGACCGAGAGCAUAGUUUCAUCGAUGAUGAUCUGCCUGUUAUCAAGGAAAAUUUACGCAAAGGGUUCAUGGAAACUCAGACUAAGGUCAAUUCUUGGUUCACCAACCUAAAGAAGAAGAUCGAUGGAGAGUACGAUGAAAAUGAGGAUGAGACUCAGCCCUCGAAAAAUCAGCGUCAAAGCUUGGGUAGUAGGCGCAGCGGAGAGGGCUCUCGAAGAAGUGCGGACUACCACGGCUACGACGCUGAUCCACAAGUGCUUAGCGACGAUUUUGCUGGAAUAAGACUCCAUCCGGAUGGGAGGUCAUCCCAAGAUCGCCCAUCGAGCAACCCAAUCUACAGACCUCCGCCGUCUACAUCACCUAAGCCUGAGGGUCGUAAGGUUGCCUUCAAGGAUACUGUAGAGGAUAUUGACCAAUACAAUGCUUCCCCGAGAAUCCCACCAAAGGAUGGCUCAACCCCGCCUCCCGGAAAGCAGAGCAAGUGGCAGCCUCUAUCUUCAGUCGACCCCAAUCCAAUCACAGACAAUGAUCCUUUCAGCCUUGGGGACAGCGAGGAUGAGAAGGAGACGAAAGAUAAGAGUAGCGGAGGUAUUAAGAUGGACGAUAGUGAGAGGCUUAAGCAAGCUACAGCAGAUGCUAUGGCUGAUAGCUUAGUUAGCCCCGACAAGAAAGCCGGUGGCAGCAGUAAAUAGUGAGUAGUACCUAUCACUAGGUACCCGGUAUCAGUUAUUUCUACGUUUGGUGGAGGGGGUAUGGUGAGGUUGUGAUGACGCAAGUUAAUUGCGCGGUGCACGGAUAGUCAGUCCAUCUAUCCUAUUGGCCUCAAGUUUCAACACCGAG